CCGCUGGCGGGAGGUCGCGGCGCAGUCCCGCCCCCGUCGGCAGCCUCCGCGCGCCAAAAUCAAACCCCAAGACCCGCGGUCCCGGGUACUAGCUGCCGGCGGGAGCUCAGCCUGCGCGUCUAGUCUCGUUCGGCAGUGGCGCGAGCCCCAGCGCGCGCACCUGUGGCCGCCUCCUAGCCUUCCCUGUUGGAUGCACUCGGGCCACCACCAGACUAGAAUGGCCACCCCACCUAAGAGGAGCUGCCCGUCUCCCGCGACCGGCUUUGAGGGGGUCCGCAUCAAGAAGAUUGCCAUCGAAGGGAACAUUGCUUCAGGGAAGACAACAUUUGUGAAUAUCCUUAAACAGGUCUGUGAGGAUUGGGAAGUGGUUCCUGAACCUGUUGCCAGAUGGUGCAAUGUUCAAAGUGCACAAGAUGACUGUGAGGAACUGACACCGUCUCAGAAAAGUGGUGGGAAUGUUCUUCAAAUGAUGUAUGAGAAACCUGAACGAUGGUCUUUUACCUUCCAGUCAUAUGCCUGCCUCAGUCGAAUACGAGCCCAGCUUGCCUGUCUCAAUGGCAAGCUCAAAGAUGCAGAGAAACCUGUAUUAUUUUUUGAACGAUCUAUAUAUAGUGAUAGGUAUGUUUUUGCAUCUAAUUUGUAUGAAUCUGACUGCAUGAAUGAAACAGAGUGGACACUUUAUCAAGACUGGCAUGACUGGAUGAAUCACCAGUUUGGUCAAAGCCUUGAACUGGAUGGAAUCAUUUAUCUUCGAGCCACACCAGAGAAAUGCUUGAAUAGAAUAUAUUUACGGGGAAGAAAUGAAGAACAAGGCAUUCCUCUUGAGUAUUUAGAGAAGCUUCACGAAAAGCAUGAGAGCUGGCUCCUGCAUAGAACCCUGAAAACCGACUUUGAUUUUCUACAAGAAAUCCCCAUCUUAACACUGGAUAUUAAUGAAGACUUUAAAGACAAACACGACAGUCUAGUUGAAAAGGUAGAUUUGUACAAAGACUCUACACUAACAUUUGUUUUGUCUUGUCUAGAAAAGUGUUGUAACUUGUGAGAAAACAACUUUCUAACAGAAAAGAAUAUGUAACG
Messenger RNA from Panthera uncia (snow leopard), 1077 nucleotides. RefSeq names its product deoxycytidine kinase (gene DCK). Gene Ontology annotation, molecular function: deoxycytidine kinase activity; ATP binding. Gene Ontology annotation, cellular component: mitochondrion; cytoplasm. Bases 191 to 1042 code for a protein of 283 amino acids. NCBI's taxonomy places the organism in Eukaryota, Metazoa, Chordata, Mammalia, Carnivora, Felidae. The record is from RefSeq and is a predicted model, not a curated record. The transcript has 6 exons. Gene Ontology annotation, biological process: nucleobase-containing compound metabolic process.